This is a messenger RNA of Geodia barretti, 534 nucleotides long. The record is from the annotation of a GenBank genome assembly. Lineage: Eukaryota; Metazoa; Porifera; Demospongiae; Tetractinellida; Geodiidae.
CCAACUGGGAAAAAGAGAAGCCAGAGAUAUCGAGCAAGCGAUGAGCUCCGAGAACAUCGUGUCCGUGGUGCAGCAGUUCCUGCAGAGCUACAGGAGCAAAACGCCGACCAAGCUGAAGCUGGUAGAUGCGUAUCUGGCCUACAUCAUGCUGACGGGCAUCAUACAGUUCGUGUACUGCGCUCUAGUUGGAACGUUUCCUUUCAAUUCCUUCCUCUCUGGCUUUAUCUCGUGUGUAGGCUCCUUCGUUCUUGGAGUGUGUCUCCGUAUUCAGACCAACCCGCAGAAUCGCUCCCAGUUCCUCCACAUCUCUCCAGAGAGAGCGUUCGCCGACUUUCUCUUUGCUCACGUGGUCCUACAUCUAGUGGUGAUCAACUUCAUUGGAUAAACACUCUGCAGAAUGGAUGCAUGUGGAGUUUCGCAUCAAUCAGUGAAUUGCCCAAAUUUAUGAAAUUUACAUGAAUUUUUGUACAAUGUAAUUUUGGGUAUAUAAUUAUACUCAUGGCUCACAAAUUUGACAGACAAUCAUUACUAGGA